ACUGUGCGUGGAAGGGUUCAUUCCGUGUUUUUCGGACUCAGGAGUUUAUCCACAAAGCUCCGAGGAUGCCAUUUGACUACAUUCCCAUUCUAGAGAUCUUCCUGGGCAUGCUGGGCUUCGGCCUCUCCAUCAUGUUCUGCACGACCUUCUGCAGGGCGUGCAGUCGCUACAGGGAGGAGCAGAUAGAGAGGGAGGUGUGGCGACGCACUGAGCAGGACGGGCGCCCUCCUCCAAUAUAUUUCAUCCCCUUCCAUGGGAGCAUGUCACACCAGGACGGCGAUGACCACCCCAGGGCACCUCGAUACAGCCAAGAGAACCACACACCACCACAGUAUAGCAAUGCAGCCUACAGUGGGCCCCCACCAUCCUAUAAUGAGCUGGGAUUGAAGCCUGAGGAUCUUCCCCCUGCUUACACAGAGUACAGCGUCCCUGUGUAUCCCAUCACACCUCCACCUCCCUCGGACAUGGUUCAACCACAAACACAGUCACAAUAAACCAGGACCAUCACACUGUGGCUGUGUUGAAGUUAUGGACAGUGUUGUUUACUGAACUGCCUCAUGGACUUGAGUGAGCUGACACUGGAGUUUAUAAAGUUUCAAAGAUUUUUUUUUUUAUUGUGAGCUUGUGUUUUUUAUUGUGAUAAUGGAUGUGAUGAUGGGACAGAGGGGAUAACAGCUGCACAAAUAGCACCAUACUCAAAGCUACAACGCCAGCACAUUCUACGAGCCACUAAAGCACUUAAGACCCAUUGUAGAUUUUUAUUUGAUUCUGUAUGAUGAUUGUUAAAAUGGGAUCCUGUGCGCAUCACUCCCUCACUUGUUGCUAUCUUGAACAAGGAGGUUUUGUUUUUGGUCGUGUUUGUUUGCAUUUCUGUCUGAUGUUUUGUUUGAUAUCUCAAAAAACUGCUUUAAAAGUAUUAAUGGAAUUGGUGUAAUUUCAGGUGUGAAUGUGAAUCCAAUGGUGCCACUGUGUGGCCAUUUAUGAAGCACUUUUUCACGUUUUACUCAUUUCUCUUGAAUCAUGAGGAGUGGGUGCCAUUUUUCUCUCCCUGGAUUCCUUUUACCAGUGUGUAUUAUUGUCUGCACAGAAUUUCAUUAAACAUUUUC
Epinephelus fuscoguttatus (brown-marbled grouper) is the source of this 1106-nucleotide messenger RNA. RefSeq lists its product as uncharacterized. The record is from RefSeq and is a predicted model, not a curated record. Lineage: Eukaryota; Metazoa; Chordata; Actinopteri; Perciformes; Serranidae. The transcript is spliced from 4 exons. The coding region runs from base 66 to 494 and encodes 142 amino acids.